CCCCAUCAACAGUACCAGGCCUGCUCCAUACCGACUGAUCCAGAUCCAGCAUAGCCCGGUCCAGCUCAGCUCGUCUCACCGCGUCUCAUCCCUGCAAACAAAACCCAGCUCUGUUGGAGAUGAAGGUCUGCCGAAUCCACUGUGCCCUGGCCCUGCUGGGUUUGGCCCUGACCAUUUGCAGCCAAGGAGCCGCCUCACAGCCCGACCUGGACCUCCGCAGCCGCAGACUCCUUCAGAGGGCUCGUGCCGCUGGCAUUGCCACACAGGAGUGGAGUAAGCGAGCGGUGGAGGACAUUAUAUCUCAACUGUCCUUGCCUGAGGCCCAGGAAAGUGAGGUGUCCCCAGCGGGGGCUAAAGAGGACCUGCGUGUGGAGCUGGAGCGCUCAAUUGGCAACCCCAACAACCUUCCCCCCCGUGAGCGCAAAGCCGGCUGCAAGAACUUCUACUGGAAGGGCUUCACUUCCUGCUGAGGGAAAAAAUAAACCGACCACCUUAUGACAUGACGCUGCCAAUCACGUCACACCGCCAACUUACACCUGACGAAUGCAGCCAAUCAACAGUUAGCUGUGCCCGAUGACGGUUCUUGAAAUCAACAGAAUGUUGUACCUGUCUAAUUUGUGAAAUAAAGAUAAAAUAAUUGAA
Messenger RNA from Oncorhynchus keta (chum salmon), 642 nucleotides. Its product is annotated as somatostatin-2-like. Gene Ontology annotation, molecular function: hormone activity. The record is from RefSeq and is a predicted model, not a curated record. Gene Ontology annotation, cellular component: extracellular region. The transcript has 2 exons. NCBI's taxonomy places the organism in Eukaryota, Metazoa, Chordata, Actinopteri, Salmoniformes, Salmonidae. Gene Ontology annotation, biological process: regulation of cell migration. Bases 120 to 470 code for a protein of 116 amino acids.